GGUGUGGCGGGAGCGUUCCUCGCCUUCCUAACCUUCGUGGUGCGGGACCAUUUCGCGCGGCGGCCGCCCUGGGACGGCGGCGACGCCGACUGGUGCCGCUCGGAGGCUCUGGCACCGCCUCCCGCCCCGCCUGCGCGGGACGACGCUGUCUGCCGUGUGAGCUGGGUCCACCCUGGCAUCGUGGAGGAGAUCGCGCAGCAGCUCGCCGCUGAUCGCUGCGUGUGCGAGGUUCAGUGCAACAGCGGGGCGAGGGACUUCGCCCUGUUCGCGGGCGGCGUGGGCUUCUUCGGCUUCGGGCAGUUCAUCUACUGGGUGACCUUCUUCGGCAAGUGCUACUGCUGUCGGCGGGAUGGCGAGCGUCUUACGGUGCGGGAGUUCUUGAAUGAGCUCCUCCCUGGCCGCCUCGUGGCGGUCAGAUACCCAGGAGAGGACCUCUACCACGAGAGGGUGGUCCUCGGCCCGUGCGCUCGCGACCCGCUCGGCCGAGUGAGUCGCUGGGAGGUGCUGACGCCCGACCACGACAAAUACGACGAGGACAUGACCAUGGAGGGCGACGAAGGCGAGGCCAUCGUCCUCCUGGACGACAUGGGGAAUUGUCCAGCUGGCCUGCGAGGUAAAUUUCACCGCUUUGCUGGAGACCGCUAUCCAAGCAGCCAGCAGAUCGUGGACUGGGCCAGGGCCCAGGUCGAGCAGAUCAGGGCCGCUGGUGAGGAGCCGCUGUCGAUGACUCACUACAUCGACCACGCGGGCUCUCGCAAGGCGCUGGCUGGCGUGGGCAGGCGGCUCCGCCUGGGCGCCCCCGCGCCCUUGCCUGCGGGGGGGCCCGAGGCCCCUGGAGGCGCGGCCGCCGCUGGCCGCCUCGCGGCCGUGGACGGCGACGCCGACGGCGCUGGGGCUCCCGCGGGGCCCGCUGGCGCGGUCGGCCUGGACGCUGUGCGAGACGCUACCGAGGACCCCUUCGGUCCCCUGCGUGCGCGCGAGGAGCCCGCCGAGGGUCGUGUCUGGAUUGUGUGCGAGAACUCCAACGAGCACGAGACCCUCGGGCUGGAGGUCACGUUGAGGCCUGGCGACAUCGCCAUCACCAGCCACGACGGGUUGGUGCAUCGGCACGGCGGGUUCUUGAGGAUUCGCUCGGUGCCGUCCAGCGAGUGCGCCGACUUCGUUGCCCGCCUAAAGGCUCGCUACAAGUCGACUGCUGCUGAGCCGCCUGCUGGGGCCUUGGCGAUCGGCGGCACGAAGACUCCCCCCGUCGAGGUCGACGACGACGUCAGGACCUUGUGGGUCGACUACGACGAGUCUGGGAACCGUUUCAAGUCCUUCAAGAAGGCCGUGCAGGAGAGCCGCGAGGAGCCCAUCACGGCCGUGGAGGUGCAGGGCCCGCCUGGCACGCUCCACCUCGCUCGGUUCAUCGAGCGGCACGGCGGGGACCCGCGGCGCUGGUGGCAGGGCUUCGCGCGGGACCACGGCAUCAGCAAGACGGACAGGGUCUACCACGAGAUGACGAACCUCACGGAGAGCCUGAAGUUGUUCGGCGAAUACGACCAGCUCAACUUGGGUGCCUCCGCGGGCAUCGAGAAGCUGACGAGACGCAUCUGCGGGGUGAUCGACGCCUACGCGGCAGGCGGGGGGGUCCCCAGCUGGAAGAUGGCAGGCGUCUACGAGGGCGAGGCCAACUCGAUCGACGCCAUUGCCCCCUCCUUGCGCAAGUGGGGCCUGACCAAGGUGAAGGACCAGAACGAGCUGGAGCAG
This is a messenger RNA of Prorocentrum cordatum, 1749 nucleotides long. The record is from the annotation of a GenBank genome assembly. Lineage: Eukaryota; Dinophyceae; Prorocentrales; Prorocentraceae.